Megachile rotundata (alfalfa leafcutting bee) is the source of this 2853-nucleotide messenger RNA. RefSeq lists its product as uncharacterized. The record is from RefSeq and is a predicted model, not a curated record. Gene Ontology annotation, cellular component: nucleus. NCBI's taxonomy places the organism in Eukaryota, Metazoa, Arthropoda, Insecta, Hymenoptera, Megachilidae. Gene Ontology annotation, molecular function: RNA polymerase II cis-regulatory region sequence-specific DNA binding; DNA-binding transcription factor activity, RNA polymerase II-specific. Gene Ontology annotation, biological process: regulation of transcription by RNA polymerase II; cell differentiation.
AUGCAGGAGGGCAGGACCGUGUCGCCUUUAGGACCGGUCGUCCUACCGAGAGAGGAAGCCGAUAUGCGUGCCGGCCUGUCGCUACCGCCUCAAGAAAGGAGGCACGUGUUGCUCCACGUACGCGCCAGCGAGCCUUUCGUACGCUACGAGAACGUGCGACAUUCGCCGUCGACCUCGCCGAUCUUGCGGCCGAUCGACAAGGAGCCCGCGUUCCACGAGAUGGACGUCAACAGGGAGAAGAGAAUGGACACGGAGGUCGAGGAGGAGGAGGAGCAGGACGAGGAGGAGGACGAGGAUCCCGAACGGAACCCGGUGUCCAGAAGGAACAUCGUCGAGGACGAAGAGGACGACGACGAGCAGGAGGACGACGAGGAGGAACUGCACCCCGGAAGUCGGAACGGAAAUUAUCAGGAGGACGAGGACGUCGAGGUGGACGUAUGCCGAGACGAGGUCGACGAAAGCAACCCCAGUAGCCCCGUGGACUUGACCGCCCCCUCGUCCAGGGGUAGCGCGAGCGACCAGUUCCUUAACCCCUUCGCGAAUCGCGGCGUGCAUUUCUCCUGUGUUCAGAGCGGUGGCCAAACGACUGGCCACGGGACUCCUGUCACCGUGCAGGCGAACAAACGGUGUCUGGCGUUCUCCGUCGAGAACAUACUCGACCCUAACAAGUUCACCGGCGGACGUGUCAUACACAGUCGGGUUCAGCAUCGACGUCAUCGGAGGAACGACAGCGUGCACGAAGACGGGGACUCGCGGGGCGAGUUCGCCUGCGGCAGCGGCCAGGAGGACGAGGAGGGCACACCGGACACGGGGAUGGAGGACAUGGACGAGGAGCCGGAGGAGGACGAAGAGGACGAGGACGUAGAGAUGAGGGUGACCGAGGACUCCUCGAACGCGGUCCGAGACGGAAACACGGCGGCUUCCAGCAACGUGGGUUCGUCGAACUGCAAGAAGAGGCAGUCCUCUUCGUCCUCGUCGUCGUCGAGCAGCGUGCAGGCGCAGGGCUGCCAGGGGCAGAACCAGGGCGGUCAGAACGGCACCGGGAGCGGGAGCACCGGGGGCAAGCCUAGGAGGGCCAGAACAGCGUUCACGUAUGAGCAACUGGUAGCUCUGGAGAACAAAUUCAAGACCACGAGAUACCUGUCCGUCUGCGAGCGCCUGAACCUGGCGCUGUCGCUGUCGCUGACGGAGACCCAGGUGAAGAUCUGGUUCCAGAACCGGCGAACCAAGUGGAAGAAGCAGAACCCCGGGCUGGACGUGAACAGCCCUACGGUGCCCACCACGCCGCCGCAUCCCCCGCCUUACGCCCCGGCCUUCCUCUUCGCCACGCAUCCUCAUCAACAUCCGCUGCCGCACUCGCAUACCCAUCCGCAUCCGCACGCCCACGUCCAUCAUCCGCCACCCGUGCCGCCGCCACCACCUGGCUAUUAUCACCCGGCCGCGCCACCUUAUCCUCCCACAGGAGCGACGUUCUUCGGUCAUCACCUAACAGCCACCCCGGCAACGGCCGCCGGUCCACCGCCUACCUCCACGCCAUCCUCCACGGGCCUGGCACUCUCCUCGCAUCCACACCCGCACACGCACCCGCACGCGUAGCGAACUCGACGGUCUUCGUCGCCUUCGUAAUCGUCGGAGAGCUGGCUGACUCGACGAGGAGGGACUUAGGGAAUGUGGACUCGGCUGAGAUACAGCGGCUGGCAGGAAUGUAGGGAUUUGAUGAACUGCGAGAUCGGUGGAUGGACUCUUCGGUUGUCCAUCGAUUAAGUGAGCUGUCGGGAACGAAGAAUUUGUAUUUGUUACUUGCUUCGAGAUAUUGGACUUGUAUGUUGUAUGGUUUAUGGAGUUUGGUUUAGAUAGACACAUUAACGGACGUUUGCAUUGGGCAAAGUUAUCUUUGUUUAUCCUUCAUGUUCGAAUAUCUGGAUUGUUCAAAAUGGCUGUCUAUUCACUCCCACAUGAGCAAUGUUCCUUACAGUACAAGCAUUUUCAACAAGAACGAAUUAUUUCCAAUCAGAUACUCGCAUGUCCAAAUCAAGAUGUGUAUGCAAGUAUUCCUUUGUUUAUUAAAGCUCAUCUAGUGUGAGGUGUAGUAGAUAUCACAGCCAUUGUAGAUAAAAUGUCACACCAAUUAUUAUGUACCUCUUAAUCUUUGCUCUGAACAGAGACGUAAGUUCAUCAUGAUUAAAUAUUAUAAAAUUUGCUGUUACAUGUGGAGGAUUGUACCGAAAAAUUUGCCGAUGUGAACGUCCUCCUGCAAAUCAAUGAAUGUUAUAUUAUGUGAACGAUGGUCGAAGGCGCUCGUCGGUUGUUUCUGCUCGAUGUCAGCUCGUCGCCGCACGUGGGGCGCUCCCGAUAGGGUAAUCGGUUUACGCGGGGUGACGCGCAGAAAACGAGCGUAUCUCUUCGAGGAUAUUGUCGAGGCAUUUAAAUUUCGUUCCCGACCGAGCGGGCAGGGGGAUUUGGAUCCAUCGUCCAAGCGGAAAGAUAAAUACCCGGUGAUACUAAAGCGAAGAAUAACAGCUCGAUCCUCGCGCGUAAACCUCGGAUAUGAUUAAAAAAAAAGAAUUUAACCCGACGGCGAGAAAGACGGAGAAUACCUUCUCGUCGAAUAGCCAUUGUAACAUAUUCCGUUGGUCGCCACGAAAUGGGAGUCGAAGUAGAUUUUAUCGGGGAAACGCUCGUAGCUGUAAGGUGUGCGUGAGAAUCAAAAUGAUAAGGUGAUAAAGGACGCGUCGGCUGCGCGCGUCGCCGGUGUGCGUGAGCGAGAUACAAAAAGAUUUAGUGAGCAAUUUUUUGUGCUGAAACGCAAAAACUGAACCACGUUCGGAACGCAGUUCAACGUUCCUGUGUAAA